AUGACUUCGGUAGCAGUGCAGACUGAUAUCAAGGAGGAUGAUGAGACGGUGUUGAACUCCAUCACUAUGGGCAUUUUCACGGAUAUACUGAAUAUUUUGGACGACGAAAAUCACAAGAUUUAUUAUGAUCUCAGCGAAAGUUGCGCUUAUGUUGGUUCUAAGUGGAGUGUGGAUGCGGAUGCUGGGGACCAGCCUCGGGAUUGCUUGCCAUCUGUUGAGUCACAACAAGUAAGCACCCUUUCCUUAAACUUUAUCAUGUCGAAGACUGAGCAAAUGUAA
Messenger RNA from Echinostoma caproni, 279 nucleotides. The record is from the annotation of a GenBank genome assembly. Lineage: Eukaryota; Metazoa; Platyhelminthes; Trematoda; Plagiorchiida; Echinostomatidae.